Coccomyxa subellipsoidea C-169 is the source of this 865-nucleotide messenger RNA. RefSeq lists its product as hypothetical. The transcript is spliced from 3 exons. Bases 56 to 355 code for a protein of 99 amino acids. The record is from RefSeq and is a predicted model, not a curated record. Lineage: Eukaryota; Viridiplantae; Chlorophyta; Trebouxiophyceae; Coccomyxaceae.
GCCAGACGCAAAAAAGCCAAAGCACAGCCGCCACGAACACGCAAACGCUGUCAAGAUGAACUCCAAGCAGAUUGCCGCUGUCCUGCUCUGCGCCAUUUUCGUGACCUCAAGCCUGUACACCUCGAGCGCCCUCGACUGCUACGACUCGUCAAACUGCGGUCUGUGCAGCUACUGCAGCCGCCGCAACGAGUGCCCAAAUGGAGACGGCACGCAGGCGGCCAAGGAUGCAUGCGUAUGCAGCUUCCAGUGUGGGAGCGGCAGGGGCUGUAACAGCCCAAUCUGCAGUGGCAGGCGCAAGCUCCUCGGCGAGGGUUCCAGCGACUGGUCUGACCUGACCCCCGACAUGCUCUUCUGAGCCCCUGUGCUAAUUACCUAAGCAACCUGCUAACUACCUGACGUGAGCGUAUACGUGCGCGCAUGCGAUUGAUAGUGUGACCUUGGCUGAAAGCCAUGUGGCGUUGAAGAUGUCCUUGAACGACCUAUUUUCAGCCAAAGAGUGGCUGAAGAUAGUAGUCUGAAGGUAUUUUGGGCCUUUCAUUGUUGGUUUUGGGGCCAGUUUAGCUUGGAAAGGGCAGAUCGUGGCUUAUGUGCAAUUGUGAGUUAUAUGAUUUAAGCCCAUCUGCAGCUUCCAAGCGGACAUAAAAAGCCACAUAUUGUGCCGCUGUACCUGUUGACAUGCACUGGCUUUUGAAUGUCACCUGAUUAAAUCAAUGAGCGAUUGACGCAAUACCUGUAUUCACCUGUUGAGACUUUGAGGCAUGCAUAUGCUUGCAUCAUUAUGAUCACGGCACACGCUAUUUUUUCCAUCCGGCUGUGUCCCUUUGCAAUGCUGCCACCCAUGGGUCGAUCUCAUGGAUUUUAGGUC